AUGUCAGAUCCACGUUCAUUAAUAGCAGAAGCAGAAAAACUUCUUAAACCUCAACUGGGAUUCUUUCUGUUUUUAUCAGGAUCUUCAGCAUCAAUGAGGAAAGAAGAAGCAACUGAUCUUUAUAUACAAGCUGCUAAUCAAUACAGAUUACAAAAGGAUUUUAAUCAAGCUGGUACUCAAUUUGUUAAAGCUUCUGAAAUUCAAGAUGAAUUAGGUAAUUUUAAUGAUUCUGCUAAUCAUUUAGUUGAAGCUUAUAAAUGUUUUAAAGGAACUUCUCCAACCGAUGCAAUUACCUCAUUAUCUAAAGCAAUUCAUAUAUUUUUAACUCAAAAUGGUCAAUUUAGAAGAGCAGCUAACUUUACAAUGGAUUUAACUGAACUUUAUGAAACUGUAAAUGAUGUUGAAAAUGCAAUUAAAAGUUAUGAACAAGCUGGUGAUUAUUUUACAACUGAUCAUGCUGAAGCAUUGGCUAAUAAAUCAUUUUUAAAAUGUGCUGAUUUAGCAGCUGGAAAUAACCAAUAUAAAAAAGCAAUUGAAUUAUAUGAUACUAUUAUUAAACAACUGAUUAAUAAUUCUUUAACAAGAUGGAGUUUAAAAGAUUAUUUCUUAAAAGUAAUAUUAUGUGUUUUAUGUACUGAUGAUAUUAUUGAAGCUCAAAAGAGAAAUGAAAAUUAUCUUGCUGAAGAUCCAAAUUGGGGUCAAUCAAGAGAAUAUAAAUUACUUGAAGGAAUUCUUAAAGCUAUUAAUGAUGGGGAUUUAGAAGCUUUCACUGAUACUGUAUUUGAAUAUGAUCAAUUUAGUAAGAUUGACAAAUUAAAGACACUGUUAUUAUUAACCAUUAAGAAUUCCGUAGUUGAUAAAGAUGAAGAUGAUUUAUUGUAG
Messenger RNA from Hemisphaericaspora subhashii, 882 nucleotides. RefSeq lists its product as uncharacterized. Gene Ontology annotation, biological process: SNARE complex disassembly; intracellular protein transport. Gene Ontology annotation, molecular function: soluble NSF attachment protein activity; syntaxin binding. Gene Ontology annotation, cellular component: SNARE complex; vacuolar membrane. The transcript has a single exon. The record is from RefSeq and is a predicted model, not a curated record. Bases 1 to 882 code for a protein of 293 amino acids. NCBI's taxonomy places the organism in Eukaryota, Fungi, Ascomycota, Pichiomycetes, Serinales, Debaryomycetaceae.